CUAUCCUUAAAUAAGUAACUGCCCAGUCUGUUCGAAGCCUCGCGCACUCGCGUAGUCGGGAACUUCGUAUCACCGAAAUCUUUUUAUAUCACAGUGUUUUUAUCAUAUCCCGUAGCCGAGUUGUCUAGCUGAACCUUUCGUGGUAACAUAGGAAAAAUCUCACACGUAUCUCGGAGUGGGACAGUUUAGAAACCUUGCAGAUCACGUUGGGCCCCGUUGGGGAAGAGAAUUAUAGCCGCCAUGAUGACGAAAUGGGGGCUGCUAUUCAUGAUAGUUUUGGGCCAAACGGUGAGUACUGAAACCUUCACAUCUUCCAUUUGGGGGGCAGGAAAGACACACUGGUACAGAUUACUUCCUACUAACCUUUAGCUCUUUUUCUUUAAUGGUAAAAAACUGUAGCUUUAAGCCUCUGAUAUAUAUUUGCUGACGCAUCAAAACGUGUUGUAAACGUUUUGCAGAGACCUUCUACUCCCCGACGUCCUUUCUGAGCUUUUCUGGGGUCUCCCUAAACAUUAGCAGAUUGUAAGACUUAUGUUGUUUGAUAACGAUUUACUCUGAUAAGCGAUACGUUGAACGUACCCAAGAUUGUUGCGCACAUGUGAUUACAGGGACAUAUUUGUAUAUAUCACACAACUCUCAGUUACCAGGUCUGCUUCGUUACACAAUAAUCAUUUCGGUUAAGUUUUCUUUAAACUUAACAUGUCAUAUCUAACGCAGCUGCAACUACUUACUGCCCAUCAUGCUUUUAUAUGCAAAUUACUAGCGCGGCAUAAAUGAAAUAUAAAAAUAUAUGUACUGUAGUUUGUUGUGUAGAAAGUGUUUACAAUAGAUAGUCGAAUGAAGAUAAGAUAUUUAUAUUACCACUGCCUCUAUGGCUAUUUCAUAUCUUUUCUGGUUAUGAAAGUCGUAUUGAAGCGACUUCUGGUAAAUUCGUAAAACUGGAUAGGAAAACGUAGGCGGUCUAUAUGAACAGUGUUGUGACGGAAGUUAUAUCUUUAGCAAUGACUUAAUGAAGAAUUUAAAAUAUGCUAGACAGGAAGUGGUGCAAUAGUGCUCGUGGGAUGAUUGCAUCAGUGAUUGGUACGGGCUCUUACACAUCAAUUUUGGUCUGUAGUCCUUUCUAUUCUAACUCUACUACCACCGCGGUAUAUAUUGGCAUAUGCGUGCUCGCGCUCGACGAUCUCUAAAAAAGAUCAGAAAACUCGUACUCUUCCUUCCAGUUACUCUUUCUCCAUUCUUUCUGUUGUCUUCUCUAUUGCGCCCAUUUUUUCUAUUCUAUUCUAUCUUCCCGAUUCCAGUUUACUUUUCUUUCUCGCAACACUUGAGCAUGUCCUUCUUUCCUAUUCUUCCCGAUUUCAGUUUUUCGUUUUUACAAUCCAUCAGAGAUGGAGCUCAACAAGAGGGGAGAUUAGGGGACUGUCAACACCGCAGAAAAAAAAUAAGAAACAUCGCAUCACCCCAAAAACAGUUGACGAAACACCGACAACAUUAAUCUAACCCAUUUUAAAUAAACUCCAUAUAGUUGGGGAAGGAGGAUCUCGGAGCUGGUUUUGAUUUAGUAGAGACUUAGACUGACCUCAAGAUUCUGAGAGCUCUAUUUCAUGUUAUGCAGAUAAAAAUAAUGCAUGGUGGCGUGUUACGAACUUUCCAACGAGUAGUUUCGGAUCCGGAUUUUUCCCUCUUCAUAAAAGAGGGACACAGCCGGAUAUACACUCUAUUGUAUGCUCAAUUGCCUCGAUGUUGCAGCCAUCAGGAGCCAACGUACUCUCUCCUAUCCGCCCUACGGAGCAAGGAGAGAACCCUGGGAACGAGGUUACCUUCAUGCCUGCAGCAAGGCUGGGGAAACAAUGUCGUCUACAACAAACUCUCCCACGUCUUAACUCAUUCACAUUUUCCGUCAAACUAUCCCGUUGUAAAGCUAGUCUUUGCACCCACUGUUUCAGAUAUUUUUCAUCAUUUCACUUUUUUACUCACAGGUAUGUUUAUUUGGGGAACCAUUUCCGUGCAAGGCAGGACAGAUCCACUGGAAACCGAACACUACAUCAGGAGACCAGUACAAAUGUCUGGAGUGCCCUUAUUGCUUUAAGGGACAAGAGCCUUCUGUCCCGUGCGGCAGUUCUGUUCCAUACAAAACUCCAGUUGACUGUGUAGAAUGCCAAAGUGGUAAAACGUACUCAGACGCAGACGGCAAAGAACAGUGUAAAGCGUGUAGGAUGUGUUCCGGGAAAGCCAUAAAAAAGAACUGUACUGUUUCAUCAAACACUGAAUGUGAUGAUAAAUGCUUGCCCGGAUAUUAUGAGGAGCCAUUUAUCUUCGGAUGCCAUCCUUGCACAGACUGCUGUAACGAUGAGAAAGAUGAAAUCGCAAAGGAAUGUGCAAAUUCGGAGAAGAAAUGCAAAGUUCGCUCAACGCCUUGCAGCAGGGAAUCAAAGCGGUCUAACAGUUCUGAAACAGUUCGACUAAAAGUAUCUACAACCUCACCAACAACCUACAAGAAGCCGAUAACGAGUGACCCAACUUGGUUAGAAUCCAAACCUGAGAAACAUACCUCUAACGUCUUACCAACCUUGUCAGGCAACAACCUCGUGGUAAAUUUCCAAACCAAAGCGGCAAGGUCCCUUGACCAGAACACUAAUGGCAAUGACAAUAACGUACUGAUAAUUGCUUGCACAGUGUUGGCAGCAUUCGCCACGCUAGGAACAAUUGUUCUCAUUUCAUUUAAGUUAUGUCGGCGAAUAAACGCGGAUACCGUCCUGGCUCGCUGCAACAGAAAUUCGAAUGAUGACAGUGCAGUGGACGACAUUGAACUCUGCAGACCACUUACAUCAGCAUCACAAGAGGAGCUUAACGAAGGUAAAUGUUCAACCAGCAUACUAAAUAACUUAUCAGAUGUCAGUAAGGGCUUGAAAUAUACCGUAAAAUUCCGAAAAUAAGCCCAGGGGCUUAUAUUUUUCAAAGGCCCUUUUUGAGGGGCUUAUGUACGGACGGAAAUUUACGUUUCAAAAUCGAUUAGGCUAGCUUGUAGUGGGAAGGAAAUUUACCAUUUUUGCUGUGUUUUACUUUGUAUUCGAGGGCAAAUUCCAAGUACAAGCCCCCCAGGGGGCUUAUAUUCGGAGGGGCGAUUUAACGGAGGGUUUUUUGCGUUACGAUUUUCGGGGGCUUAUAUUUGGAGGGGCUUAUAUAUGGAGGGGUUUAUUUUCGGAAUUUUACGGUAAUACCAUUCUGACUUGAGCACGAGAUUAAUCGUCAAUCGCUUUCGCGGAAAUCAAAAUGGCGUGAGGAUGCAUGAUUCAACUUGUAAAAGACGUUAAAAGGCUAUCGUUAUGGUUAUCGCAAUAAAUAACACGGGGGAUCUGUGCUGAGAAAUACAUCAUUUAAAAUCAUGAGUGACAUCACAAUAGGGAGGGGGUACCCAACAUGAAAACAAGAGAGAUGAUCGCUGUCCCGUUCAGGUACUGUCUUUUAUAGUGCCUGGUUGAGUUCCUAAAAUGGACAUUAGCGUGCGAGCAAGCUCUCCACUAAUGGCAAGCAAAGCAAGCCGCAAGGGAACGUGCGUACUGCCCUUGCGUUACUUCUCGCGACUACCCUAAAUGAUGAGCUUGCUCGCAGGCUAAAUGGAAAUUCAAAAAUAAACAAGUCACUGCAUCUCAAAGGUAAUGGGUUUUGUGCACAGAUAAUAUAGGGGAAUUUAUGGGAAACCCGCUAAUCUAGUUAUUUUGUAAUUUCUUUAUUGUUGUAGAUGACAUGACUCUUACCGAGUUGGAGAGUAAUAACCAUGGCGUAUUUGACGAGAUGUGCUUGAUGCUUGAUAAUGGAAGACAAUCGGUUAGUAGGGACUACGAACGGUUAGCUGCAUGUUACAAGGGAAUUCCACUGGAAGUACGCAAUGCUUUACAAUCUGAGCAUCUUAGCAACAGAAGUCCUUCAAAAAUGUUGAUGAAUCAUCUGAAGACAAAAUAUCCUAAUCUUCCGUUGCGCCAUUUUGUUUGGACACUGAAAGAGAUUGGACGAAACGAUCUUGUUGAAAAGUUAAAGCCUUAUGUUAAGAAAAAUGUUAACAGCCCUCCCGCUUAGCAAAUUGAGUCUUGAAGCUUUUCGAGCGAGAUAUUAGAGAAGUAGAGAAAACCUUCAGUCGGAGGACGAAUUUCCCCCAUCAUUGUUUUCACACACUCUUGUCUCUAAUAUAAGGAAUUCGCCCAAUCAGAAAUGAAACGCUUCAAAAUCCUAAAGUUAGGGAUUCUUCGGUGAGGUCUGUUAACAUCCUGACUUUAUACAUAUAAACACCCACAAAGGAUGAACUUGAAGUUUGAAGUUUGUUUUGUACUGUUAAAUAGGUUUAAAUAGUUCUGGACAAAAAGGUGCUGAAUUGAGGCAUUUACCUCGCGUACAAACUGGGCAAUCAAAUUAUUUGGUGUUUUUUGGCGGCUUGGUAAACUCAACCAGCACGCGAUCCUGUGAAAAAUUAUCAACAUUAUUUUUUAUACGGCCCUCGAAAACAACACUACGAGUGGAUAGGAACUGAAUGCUGUUUAAAAAGUAGCGGGAAAAUCUGUUUGGUCCUCUCUGCUGUUGUGUAAACUUGAAGAGUGUAUCUUUGAUUGCACAUUAAAACUGCGGACAUUUUGUGAUAUAGAAAGCUCUAAAGGCAAAAUAUGAACCCCUAUACAUCCUCAUUGCCAUAGCAACACUUAACAGGAGCUCUGUCAAGGGAUAUUUAGUUACUACAUUUUUAAUGUAAAAUUACCAGGUUGAAAAUGAAGGAAACCUCCAAUUAUUUAAUAGUUUGAAUUUAGCACAAAAGAACAACUCAUAUGCAGCAAAAGCAGCAGAUUUAUAUGGAUUGCAAAUGUCAAACUUGAUAAACAAUGAGUGAGGUGCAGAAAACAUGACAGAGCCCUAUAAAUGCACAUCACACGUGAAAAUUAUCAGAACAAACUCAGUUAGUUAUAUUUCCGAGAUGACGAUGGGAUGUCAAUUGAGAUCUUGGAUGCUGUGAGGAGAAGGUAAAAAGAACAAGAAGUUACCUUUUGUUGUGCACAUUUAAGUCCAUUGUACCUUGUUCCCUAGGAAAAUUAUUUAAGUUGUUUCUAAUGUAAUUAUAAGUUGUGAAAAUUGGGUUGUUGUGUUGCAGUAAAUAUACAGAAAGAUUAUUUAAAAGAGCUUCUGUUAAAGUAAAUUACUUAAAUUAAAAUGAUUAAAAUUUUAUAAGAGAGUGCAUUUAAGAACAGUUGUACCUCAUUUUACCAUAAUGAUACCUUGCUAAUUUGUUGAUAAUAAUUUUUGUCACAAAAUAGAAAAAUUGUCUUAACUAUGUACAUGUACUUUGUAAUGCAGUGGGAAUAAUUAAGCUUACUUAAUUUGCUGAGAAUUUGAAAUGGGAAAUCAAUAAAUCAAGGGGCAUUUUAAAAUAAAAAUAGCAUGAUUUUAUUGGCUGAUAAAAUACCGAAAAGAAAUGGAUACAUUGUUAGUAAUAACGCUGUAUGCUUUUGAUGUAAAGUAAAGUAGUGUGCUAAGGUUUCUGUGUAUACAAGCUGUAAAUAAUAUUGCUAGAGUAGAUUAAAG
Messenger RNA from Porites lobata, 5562 nucleotides. The record is from the annotation of a GenBank genome assembly. NCBI's taxonomy places the organism in Eukaryota, Metazoa, Cnidaria, Anthozoa, Scleractinia, Poritidae.